Molecule: messenger RNA, 5191 nt
Organism: Sarcophilus harrisii (Tasmanian devil)
Lineage: Eukaryota; Metazoa; Chordata; Mammalia; Dasyuromorphia; Dasyuridae
Gene: MARCHF1
Product: membrane associated ring-CH-type finger 1
Exons: 9
Coding region: 453-1322 (289 amino acids)
Biological process (GO): antigen processing and presentation of peptide antigen via MHC class II; protein polyubiquitination; immune response
Cellular component (GO): cytoplasm; lysosome; late endosome membrane
Molecular function (GO): zinc ion binding; MHC protein binding; ubiquitin protein ligase activity
Source: RefSeq, a predicted model, not a curated record
CGAGCUCUUGGAGGAGCGCUCUCUUCUCCAGCAGCUGACAAAAGGAUGGGAGGAUGCCAGAGCCCCGGGAUAUGGGCACCGUGCAGACCUGCGGGCUUCUGAGCGACUUCACCCUCCGCCGGAAAUGUACCCAGGGCUAGCUUUGAGAAAAUAUACAAAAUUGGACUGUUGUUGCUGUGAUUUCCUAAACAACUGCUGUAUUUCAACUGAGCUUUGGCAAAGCAAGGAUGUGAACAAUUACACAGGUGGGCUACUCAGGGGGAGUGAAGAGAUCAGGCAGCCAAUCAGGGACUGGCAACCUCCAGCACUGCCAACAUGCCCCUCCAGCAGAUUUCUGUAAUCCCAGCGAGGGAGACUGCCAGCAAUGGGAGAAGUUCAUUGGGCAGAAACAAAGAGAAGAACAAGAAAGUGGAGAAUUUCAGAAAUUGAAAAGGGAUAAGUGGAAGGAGAAAAUGUUGGGCUGGUGUGAAGCGAUAGCCCGUAACCCUCACAGAAUCCCAAACAGCACAAGGACACCAGAGAUCUCAGGGGAUCUGGCUGAUGCAUCACAAAACUCAACCUUGAAUGACAAAUCCCCAGGACGUUCUGCAAGUCGAUCAAGCAACAUAUCCAAGGCAAGCAGCCCAACUACAGGAACAGCUCCCAGAAGCCAGUCCCGGCUGUCUGUCUGCCCAUCCACUCAGGACAUCUGUAGGAUCUGUCACUGUGAGGGAGAUGAUGAGAACCCCCUUAUUACACCAUGUCGCUGCACAGGAACCCUACGGUUUGUUCACCAGGCCUGCCUGCAUCAGUGGAUCAAGAGUUCAGACACCCGCUGCUGUGAACUCUGCAAGUAUGAUUUCAUCAUGGAGACCAAGCUGAAACCACUCCGGAAGUGGGAGAAACUACAGAUGACAACAAGUGAAAGAAGGAAAAUAGUCUGCUCUGUCACAUUCCACGUUAUUGCUAUCACCUGUGUCGUGUGGUCAUUGUAUGUGUUAAUAGAUCGGACUGCUGAGGAAAUCAAGCAAGGCAAUGACAAUGGUGUCCUUGAAUGGCCAUUCUGGACAAAACUGGUUGUGGUAGCCAUUGGCUUCACAGGAGGCCUCGUCUUCAUGUAUGUGCAGUGCAAAGUCUAUGUGCAGCUGUGGCGCAGGCUGAAAGCCUACAACCGCGUGAUCUUUGUGCAGAACUGCCCUGAUACUGCCAAAAAGCUGGAGAAGAACCUCCCUUGUCACGUGAGCACAGACAUCAAGGAUGCUGUAGUGGUGCCUGUGUCACAAACGGGUACAAAUGUACUGCUGACCACAGAGAGUGGAACCCCAGAAGUCAUACCGGUCUGAUAGAACCAGCUGACCUUGUUUCACCAGAAUCUGAAAUGUUUUCCAGCCCUCAGUGACUUGAGAGCAGAAGUGAUUUUGCAUUGUUUCCCCAUCCCAACCCUAGCUAACUACUCCUUACCUUCCUUCCACCAAAAGAAAAGAAAAGCGGCAUCAGAAGAAAUAAGCAAAUGACCAGGUUCCCACAAAGCGGGCCUAGAGUGGGAUGUGGACACGUAUGUAUAAAGUCCUUUCUGAAAGACUCCGUGACAAGGUAUGCUUUCUAAUACAAAUAUCAAGAAGCUAACUGGAAACUCGUCACUGGUCACCAUAACAAGAGGAAAGUGGGGGAAGGAUAAAGACUUGAAUUUCAAUGUGUAUUAUUAUUUCUAGGGUUUUUUUCUGACAAAGAUUUCAUCUUCAAUACUGACGGGGAAUAGCAAACACAUCUGGCUUAAAAUCCUUAAAAGUUGCUUGCAUUAGUCCUAAAUCAAAUCAGGAACAGACUUUAAACAGGAUGGGCUAUGUGAUUUCUAACGUCCCUUCCAUUAGUAAAAUUCUAUAAUUCUAUAAAGGAUGCAUAUUUUUCUGAGACUUCACACUUUGACGGUAAAUAGAUUUUUACAGCUACCCUGGAGCCUGAUUGUUUUGACAGCUGCAUGAGUUAGAAAUAGAUGCAAUACACAUUCAAUUGUGUACGAUGAAACAUUUUUGGGAUGAUAUUCAACAAAUAUUUAUGAAGAACAGAGUUUUGAAAUAUUUUUUUUGUUUUAUCUUUCAUGCAAAUGCCAACCAAAAUUCAAGCCAACUACUUGGUCCUGUGUUUUCUCUGCAGUCACCAAAACAGAGAUGACCAUGCCUUGGAUUUCAAUACAGUGUCUGAAUUUUUUUUAGAAAAGAAGCUUCACUGCUUAUUGUAUUAAAAGGAUUCACAAGAGUAUGAUUCUUACAAAGCAUUAAAUUUAGUUCAAUCCAAGCCUUGCUUGAAUGGUUAAAGAAAGUACAAUCCUUCAACAGGUUAUAAACAAAAUGCAAGCUACAAUAUUAUAUAAAGUGACAGAAAUAAUCAGCCUCUGCUUCUCCAAAGCAUCUGGGAGUGGAAAAUCCAAUUUAAAGUUGCUUUUGGUUCUACAACUAAAAGCUUAAUAUUAUAAAGUUUUAUAUAGCCUAUGAAGUAGUUCCCAGACAAGUUGUUAGGACGGUGAUGACAGAGCAUCUAACCUUUUAAAAGACCAGUGUCUCUGCUUUGCUCUGUUGAUUUUCGUGAAUCCCACUCUCAAAAAAUGGAGCUCUGUAGGCUUGGCAGCUCAAUUGUUAUAGAUAUUCUUUGCAUAUUCAUGUAAAACGAAAGUGUGAAUGACAUUGCGGUGAACUAGAUUAUUGAUCACAGGUGUAUUGGUGUGCUCAAAGAAAGAUGUCCCACAUAAAAAAAGGAAAAAAAAAAAAGGUUUGUGAUUUGCUUCUGUUAAUUGUCAUAUUUAUUAUUGUGGCAAGACAGCCAUAGUGGCCAUAAGAACCAGUGCAUGGUUUGCACAAGUCUGGUUAUCACACUGAUGCAAUUUGUAAUUACCCAAAUCUCUUCUAUGUUCUUGUGGUUCAUGGAUUUUGUCAUAGGAAGAAGAAAACAAAAUCCCUUCCAGGGAGGAGAUGGACUAUGUUAACUGCUAGUAGCUGUCUCCAGAAUCUAAACAAUCCCAAUUCCUAGAAGUACUAAGUAUGAUGAACAAUUUGUUGGGUUUUUUGUUUUUUUAAUGUAUUCAUGUAUAUACACAGCAGCAAAACGUAAUGGUUUUCUGAUUGUCAUAGGACCAAGUCUGUAUAAAUCAUUGCUCUGCAAAGUGGUGUGGAGGGUAUGAGAUGAAGAAGCAAGCAGAUAAAAUAAUAUGGGUGGAAAUGAAAUGCACCAACUAUGCAUAGACACAGGCAUGAUCAGUUGUAUUUUUUAAAAAUCUGGGCCUUUAAAGAACUAAAAUCUUGUAAUUAAGUUACUCUAAAAUUUUUCAUCCAAAGCUUUAAGGUGAAUCCAUGACUUUUAACACUAGCUUUGAGAAGCUUAACUAUGGGUUUCACACAAAAAUAUUAAUCUUGCUUCAAUUUUCUAACUCGUUUUCUGGGCUUUAUAUCAAAUAGUCCAGUUUUUCCAAACAGAUUAGCAAUGAUAAAAGGCAUUUUCAGAGAAAUAUUUCAUCUGAAAAACAUUUUGAAUAUCACUGUUUUCACCUAGAGGGCACAGAUUAUUUCUAUAAUAACCACCCCAAACAAAAUUAAAGCAAUCUCUUUACAAAGAUAGCCAUCACAGCCAUAUGCACAAUCCAAACCACCAUGAGAUGAGACAGUAAAAUAAGGCCUCAUGAAUUCAAGGUUAUGCUUAAUGCUUUAAAAAAAAAAAAAAAAAAGAUUCCCAAUGGGGUGGGAGGCGCCGAGUAUUUUUAAUAGGAAAAAUAUGAUAAGUUAACAAAAUAGGAUUUAAGGUUAUUGUACCAAGAAAACAUAGCACAAAAGGUGGUAACCUUAAUAUUUUUUUCUGUAGUUUCUCUCUAUGCAGUACUUUCAUUAACCCCCCAAAACAUUUUUGAUUCAGAUUCCUUGUGCAAUUGUCACGCAGUGUCUAAUUAUCUUUCAGUCCGAAAGAACUAUAUAAAUUAAGCAUCUAGUAUUAAAGGUUUAUUCUUUUGUACAGUAAUGAUGCAUAUAGACCUUCCAAUGGAGGGUCCUACUCUUUUCUGUAUCCAAUAGUUGUUUUUGAACUCAUGAAGUGUGCUGCUCUAGAGACUGAAAAUAAUGUUGCCAAAAAAGAAAUUCCCUAGAAAAGAGCAUUAAAAUUUUUUUUCAUGUCUUUAUAUAGAUAGAUAUAAAGUAAAAUGGAACUAAAAUUAAAUAACCAACUAUCAGCUCUCAUUGAAAACCCUGAUUCUUUUCAGUUGGGGAAAUAGUCAUUUUGGGUCUUAUUAAUAGUGUAAGCCCUCAGAGUUUUACCACUAAAGUAUUAUGCAUAUCAUGGAAAAAUUAAAUGGAUGGCCCUUUCCCUUCUAUUGAGAUUGUGGAUCAUGAGUUUAGUAACAUGAAUAAACCUCCAAAAAACCAGAGCCUAAAAGUUAAUUCAUCCAAUGUAACAGAAAAAUACAAGAGCAGGAGAAGGGGGGAGAAGAUGACUAGGAGAGCAGGAAAAAUAGAGGGAAAAAGAUGAAGGCUGCUGAAGAAUGGAAUGAGUUAUCUUUAAAAGAAGGCUCCAGAACUAACUCAGUCUAAACUGCACUUUACAUAGCCACCUUCUGCAAACAUUUGUGAUUUAUUAUUAUUAUUAUUUUUGCAAAAGGUGCCUUAAGUUCCUACAAUUGUCUAUAUUUUGUUUGGGAAAAUGAGCUCACUGUAGUGAGAAAAAUAUUAGAGGGAAGUAACACUGACUUAGAAACUAUGGAUUAUUUCAGUUGUUGGUAUUGACAUGAAUUUUAUUUUUCCUUGAUUCUCUAAUCAAAGAUUUUUGGGGAGAAAUGGACCUUUUAAUUUUUUUUAAAACUUGGAUUCUUCAGGGGUGGCAGUUUAACCAAGAAGGGUGAAAGCAGUUUUAUUCAUUUCUUUAAAUCAGCCCAAUGGUGCUAUUUCACAUACCCACCAAGCUGAAUGGAAGUACUGUUAUUUUGGGCUACAGUGUUUCCUCCACAUCUGAAGAAAGCCCAUUCUGAAAGUGAACACUGCACUUACACAAAUAAAAGAAUAUUCUGAUUGUGUGCAAUUCUUGAGAUUGGGCAUUUGUGUUACUUUGGUUUUAUCCAGUUAUCUUGCAUAAACAAUUAGAUGUUUUGUGAACUAACGUGUACUAAGUAAGAAAAUGAAGGACAAGAAAAUAUCUGUGGAAGAAAGUUUGUAUAUUAAAAAAAAAGUGACCUGAACCU